Messenger RNA from Nerophis lumbriciformis (worm pipefish), 2076 nucleotides. NCBI's taxonomy places the organism in Eukaryota, Metazoa, Chordata, Actinopteri, Syngnathiformes, Syngnathidae. The record is from RefSeq and is a predicted model, not a curated record.
AUGGCUUCUCUCUCGGUCGUGCUGAAGUCCUGGGUAGUACUGCAGACACUGUGCCUAGUUUUGGCCCAAGUGAGAGGUCCUCCUGGACCUCAGGGCCAGGCGGGCCCACCAGGUCCUUCUGGCACUCCUGGUUCAGACGGCAUUGAUGGAGACAAAGGUUUGCCCGGCCCACCUGGUCCACCAGGACCAAAGGGAGAGCCGGGACAGCCUGGUCCUGAUGGUGCGCCAGGAGAGAAUGGUAUUGAUGGUUUGAUUGGUGCAAAGGGUGAUCGAGGUGCAGUGGGAAGCCCUGGCCCAAAGGGUCAGCCUGGGUUGAGUGGAGAACCUGGCAGACCAGGUCCCGGCCUCCCAGGACUUGCUGGCGCACCAGGGCCUAUUGGGAUUCCUGGUGAAAUUGGUCCAACCGGACCAAAGGGUUUAAUGGGACCCCCUGGACCGCCAGGACUCCCUGGGCCACCAGGCAAGCCAGGCCCGCCAGGGAAGUUCAUUGGUGGAGAAGAAGGAAGUGCCGACUUCCAGUGUCCUCUCAACUGUCCAGCAGGAGCUAAGGGCCCACAGGGACUUCAGGGUGUCAAAGGCCAUAAAGGACGCCCCGGUGCUCUUGGAGAACCUGGCAGUAUUGGAAAAGUGGGAAUCAAAGGAGAAGUGGGGAUCUCUGGAGAACAAGGCAUCCCUGGACCUUCGGGUCCAAUGGGCGUGAGGGGCUAUCCAGGAAUGAUGGGUCCAAAAGGAGAGGCGGGACCUCGUGGCUACAAGGGCAUCAGUGGACCUGUAGGGAUUCCCGGACCUCCAGGUGAGGAGGGACCUCAGGGUGCUCCUGGAGAGGCAGGAGACAAGGGAGAUAAAGGCAGCCCUGGUAUUCAGGGCCCACAGGGUGCAGUUGGCAAAAAAGGAGACAAUGGCCUGCCUGGCAUUGAUGGAAAAGAUGGCACACCUGGUAUUCCUGGACUCAAAGGAGGACCCGGUCAGGCUGGGAUGCCAGGUCCUCCUGGUCAUCAAGGAACAGCGGGAUUGCCCGGUAGUCCAGGUGCGAAAGGUGGAGCUGGAGUGAAAGGCGAGCCUGGACCCAGGGGUCGUGCUGGCAUGCCUGGUGCCCCCGGACCUUUGGGUGAACCUGGUGUUCCAGGGGAGGCAGGUAUGGCAGGAGUUCCCGGUCCUAAGGGGGACAGAGGUCAGCGUGGUCCGGUAGGACCUCAAGGAAUAGUUGGGAAGAUUGGAAACAAAGGAGAGAGGGGGCCAAUGGGUGUUCCAGGUGCUCAGGGCCUGAGUGGGACGAAAGGAGACAAGGGAUUCCAAGGAAAAAGUGGGCCAAAGGGAGACAUCGGUGACCCAGGUGUGGAGGGCUUAGGUGGCGAGAAAGGUGAAAAGGGUUUAUCUGGAGAGCCUGGACCUAAAGGACAGCAAGGAGUAAGGGGGGACGCUGGACACAAUGGUCCAACUGGGGACCCUGGCAAGCCAGGUGACCAAGGACCUGCUGGGCUUCCUGGCCCCAGAGGACUCAAUGGAGUGCGAGGUGUGCCUGGAAAGCCCGGCAUUCAGGGCUCUCCAGGACGUGAUGCAUCAGAUCAGCAUAUUAUUGAAGUAGUGCUGAAGAUGUUGCAAGAGAGGCUAGCAGCCGUAGCUGUGAGUGCCAAGAGGGCUGUGCUUGGUGGUGCUGGUGUAAUGGGACCCCCAGGGCCUCCUGGACCUCCGGGCCCACCGGGCCCCCAGGGACCACAUGGUUUGCCUGGUACAAGGGGCAUCCCUGGCAUGAUUGGAGCACCCGGGCAGAUUGGAAACACAGGGUUAAAAGGAAAGAGAGGGGCCAAGGGUGACCGAGGAGAUCCUGGCAAACCUCACCAAGGACCACCAGGACCCCCAGGAAUUCAAGGUCCUCGUGGUGUUGACGGUGUGGCAAGAGAUGGCAGGCCAGGUGAGAGAGGCCCUCAAGGAGCUGCUGGUGAAGCCGGUCAUCCUGGUAAAGCGGGUCCCCCAGGCCUCCCGGGCUUCUGCGAGGCUGCUAUGUGUCUGGCCGCGUCGGCGUACACAUCUCCGAGACUACAGGAGGCAGGAGCCAUUAAAGGACCCAACAUUUAG